Molecule: messenger RNA, 1134 nt
Organism: Aplosporella prunicola CBS 121167
Lineage: Eukaryota; Fungi; Ascomycota; Dothideomycetes; Botryosphaeriales; Aplosporellaceae
Exons: 2
Coding region: 1-1134 (377 amino acids)
Source: RefSeq, a predicted model, not a curated record
AUGUCAGGACUGGACGUCAACGAGGAGGAGACCCGAAACGGCGAGACUGAUCUUUUGAGUCUGAAAACCUCGAGCAACGCCAGACCGAAACACCGUAGAAGGCGUUGGGUCAAAGAGUGGUGGUUUUGGGAGAUAGGAGGAUGCUUCCUGAGUGUUGGGUGCAUGGUUACCAUCAUUGUCCUACUUCGAUUUGACGAAAAACCACGAAGCCAAUGGAAGUUAAGCAUCAGCCCGAACACCCUGGUUUCAACCUUAACUACGAUUGCAAAGACGGCUUUGCUGCUUCCAGUUGCAGAAUGCCUGACGCAGCUGAAGUGGCGGCAUUUCUCGCUUCAAAGCCAUCCUCUGGCAGACGUUGAAAGCUUUGACGCAGCUAGCAGAGGCCCGUGGGGAGCCUUCGUCUUCCCAUGGAAAACUAAGCUUAAGUCCCGUAUCGCAUUGAUGGGCGCACUCAUCGUGGCUGGGUCUCUCACCAUGGAACCGCUGGGCCAGGUGGCCGUGUCGUACAGGUCACAGCUUGUGUUUCCGCCAGCCAACGAUGUCAAGAACGAAAACAGAAGUGGUAUCUUCGUCGCCCAAGCCUACAAUACUGGAGCCCGAGAGUACUCGGUCGAGCUAUACGAUCGUAACGCAUUUUUCGAGGGGAUAUUUGGCAUGGGACGAGAGAUGCCUCUAAACUGCGUCAACGGAAACUGCACUUGGCCAGAGUUCGUAACCCUUGGCGUAUGCAGUAGUUGCCAGGACGUUACCAGCGCCUACCAACCUACAAAGAAGUCAUGCAACGGAACAAACGACAGUCAAACUUGCGUAUACAAUGACUACGAAGAGAUCGGAAGGCAAUUUGGCGACUCAUACCAGAUUACUACAGGAAACGAAACACGAAAUACUCUAAUCAAGGGCAUUUCCAGCCUGUCCAAUGAUACCAGGCUUAUAGCAAGCUUUAUACUCGGACGGUUUGAACAAUACAGCAAUUUCUCAGACGAAGACAGGGAUGGGUUCCUAGACCUGGUAAAAAGUGCUCCAGAGCUCACACAAUGUAACAUCAGCUGGUGCGCUGAGCUCUACCAAAACUUCACAUACCAGAAUGUGAGCUCAUUGUUUUCUCUGGAAAGACAGAAAAAACUUGUUUACUGA